Messenger RNA from Fusarium odoratissimum NRRL 54006, 1902 nucleotides. RefSeq lists its product as uncharacterized. Lineage: Eukaryota; Fungi; Ascomycota; Sordariomycetes; Hypocreales; Nectriaceae. The transcript has a single exon. Bases 1 to 1902 code for a protein of 633 amino acids. The record is from RefSeq and is a predicted model, not a curated record.
AUGGUUGCUGACCAGAGAUCAUAUAGUACCAGUCAGUUUGCAAAAGCAACAAAGCGCUGGGGUCUUUAUAAGCAACCUCGCCAGGCCCAGACAAUAGUCCAGGCUCUUGAAGCAACUAUUUCGCCGGAAUCUGAGCCAUUGGGCGCGAUAUUUGAUAUCGAGGUUGAUGCUUUAGGCGCAGAUGAUGAGAACGAAUCUCUUUUCCACACUGUCAAUACACUUAGUCCAGAUUCCCACAUUCCCAAAAACACCGAGAAUGACGAGGAUUCAUGCAAGGAGCCAUCUCAGAAAACUGGAGAUACCUUGAUGGAGGCCCAAGAGGGCCACCGGAAAACCAGAGGAUCGAGCAGCCGGUGCCACCCAGCGGAUGUCAAGAGUCCAAUACGUAUUUCGAGCGCACCCAAAGCUCAGAUUUCAUUAACUUCGAGAUGUUCGACCCCCCGGGUUCUGGACCAAAAACAAAACACUCUUCUGAUCUGUGAUACGACGCCAGAGUUGUACUUAGAUUAUUUGGCAUGCUGCUACCUCUUUCAAGAUUCUUUUAAUUGUGUUGCGGGAAACAUCCACUUUAGUGACAAGAUUGCCGCUGAUGAGAAUCUUAUACGUCAGUUUUUGGAUCUUAUGAGGAUUGCCAAAUCACCGAGCAUGGGUCAAUCGGCUAUCAAUCUGCUGCGAGAUUUCCAUCUCCUUGAAGCUGCAGAAGGGGACGCAGAUAAGACAUCAGUCUUGCCAUAUACAUCUGCGCAAGAUCGAAUGCUUUUUCACGCCUAUUUGUCCAGCAUCUAUUCCCUUAUACAAGGCCGAGAGAACCAUGCUCAGAGGCAUCUUGGCCGACUUCGCCAGAUCAGGGAUGAGCUCGUAGCAAGUCCAAAUUGUUCCCUUAGUAUGUGGUCCGUCCUUCAUUUACAACAAGAGUCCGGUCAGAGGGAUACCACAGGCGAUCUUCUUGAAAAAUUGGAUAUUGGCGAUGGAGAAUUUCUAUAUUCCUUUCAGAUGUGCCUGAGGGUUUGUAAGCAGUGCCUUGAGUUGGUCGAAAAAGGCGUCUCAAGUCAUGUUCUUGUACAAUUUGACAGCUUAUUUCGACACGCAAGUGAUGCUGCAAUUUCACAGGAGAUUAGUAGACUGAUGCGAAAGGAAAGUCGUCUUGAUACGUGGCAAGAGGCUGGAUUCCUGUUUGCCUUCGUUUGGGGCAAUGCACAGCAGGAAACUUCAAUCUCAUCGUCCUGGUGGAAGCAAGUCGAGAUAUCAGGUAUAUCACCUACUCAUUUCCUGGCUAUUAUUUGUCGGAUGAUUGUUCAUCAAACAACCGUCUCCCACCAACACUUGAAGAAAGAAUUUGCAUCAGAAUAUGUCACAAAACAAUUCAUUAGCUUGUUCUAUCUGGAGACAAUCGAGGAUUUGUUGGAAGCAGACCUCCCAACGCGACAUUUCAAGAGAGAAUUUCUACAGCACUUUACCAAACAUCACACAUGGUCCGAACUAGAACCAGAGGACAACGGAUCAAUUAAACGUGUCCAGAACUUCCAACAGAGAGUUCUAGAUAACGUGAUUCGACAUAGCAUGGAUAGUGCAAAACAUCACUCCUCCGUCCAGGAGACUUCGCCCCAGGCUACACCCUUGCAAACAGAUGUCCGAAUGACCCAAUCUCUUAGUCUUGGUUCCAACAAGUCCAAUAAUUCAUCCUCGCGCUCCACAAGCUCUUCACACGGUCGUCAAAGAUACCUCAGCUCACUGAGCAACAAUCCUACGAUAACUCGAUCACCAGCGUCAGGAUCCUCUCGAGGGUCUUCCAUGAACUCGUUUCGGAGAUUUCAAGCGGCAAGUGCAGCUAUUACAAUACGUCUGAAAGACUAUCAGGGUUCGCACAUGCAAAGUUUGGAUGAACAAGGCAGUAGUACUUAG